GCUAGCGCUUGCAAUCUACGCAGAGAAAAAUUACUAGAAUGCCAACCAGCGUCCACUAGCGCCUUUUACUCCCGCCCGCACUGCGUGUGUUAUUCAGCCCCGCACACUGCCUAUGCUGCUGUCAGCGAAUCCACCAAUACACAUGCACCGUAGCAGCUCAGUCACGGCUAAAAAUAGAAGGGGCCCCUCUCGAUCUUUCAACAGACUCAGCAUAGAGACGCCCUCAGUACAGUAAAAGCCUCGCGCUAACUUGUCGCCUUAAUUAAGAUUGAGUCGUAAGACAUGAAAUGUCUUCGCUUGAAUAAGUUUACCUUUAGAAAGUUGAACACCAUGGAAACAGUUUCCCGCCGAAAGGUUUGAGCUGAGUCACCCGCUUUUUUUUUCUCUUUUUUUUUUUUUUGCGGUCACCUCGUACUUGCUGACUCAUCAUAUUGGCACGCAGCGCGCCAAGCACUAGGAAGGCUGACUGGCGUAAACUACGUAAUUUCUGGUUUCGUGUAAACUGCGGCUCCUGCAUGGUGAACUCUUCAUUUCACGUUGGUGAAUUUUGGUUCUACACGCUGAAUUUGGAUUUAUACAACCUUUUCAAGGACUGAGUUUGCUGAAUAUGAGCAAAAAGAUAUUUUUAUCGCAAGUAAAGAACGAGGAGUCCAUUGCACGAGCUAACUUGGCAGAGUCGCCAAAGUGGUUACAUGAUGUCGUCUCAGACGAUGAGCUGGUUAGCCUGUCUGUCAAAGAGCUCAACAGGAUCCUCAAAGGAAUGUCCAGGGAGGAGGUGGUCAAACUGAAGCAACGUCGACGCACACUUAAAAACAGAGGAUAUGCUGCCAACUGUCGAGAGAAGCGUAUAUCUCAGAAAGAGAUUUUAGAGACAGAGAAACAUCAGCUGAAAGCUGAGGUCGACCGGCUGCAGCGAGAAAAUGACGUGGUCAAAAUGGAGUUGUCAGCUUUACGGUCAAAGUGUGAGGCGUUGGAGAGAUUUGCAGAGCUAAACAACAUAUGUAUUCCUAUGUCUUUGCCACCUGUUACAGCCACACAUGCUUCUGUCAUCGUCAAAACAGAGCCUAUUCCGCACACAACUGUCUCCUAACAUAGGGUUUGCUUUGAGUCCAUCAUAGAAAGGGAGAUAAAACAACGAGAUAGUGUAACCCCUGUAUUCCCGGUCAAUAACUGUGUACAUAACACUUCAAGAGCACGAGGAACACCUCAACAUGGAUUCGGCAAACACAUGAAAAUCUCCCAUUGCCAGACUUGCAUUAACAGAUGUGACAAUUUGAGCCUUAUAUUUCUUGACACCCCACCAGAAUUUAUGCUGCAUUGGCCAUUGGUAGAUCCCUUGCAUUCCAUCUUUGUCAUCUUCACAUAGUCGUCGCCUUAGCUACCAUUUAGAUGAGUCUUGAUGUGACCAAGUUUUAACGUUGUCAGAGAAGUGAGAAGGAGUUCUGAGAGACCUGAAAAGUACAGCAUCUAAGAUGGAGAGGGGAGAAAAAGUGUUGAUGUAUUAUUUUUUUUUAAAGACUAACCAACCAUGAAAAUAGGUAAAGUGUUUGGGGAUGAUCAUUACUUGUAUGUAUGGAAACAACAUGGUGAAUUACGCACAUAAGCUCACAUGCAUGGCAGAGCAGAGCUUUUAUCCUUGCUCUCAAGCAUCAACAUUCUUUCCCAGCAUUUAACAUCUUCUAAAACUUCUGAUAUACACACCCCCUCCACCCAUUUAUCUGUGCAAAAGGUCUGGGGGGGGGGUGUUUCCUUGAGUGAUUUGGUAUUUUCAUUAAGAUAUCAGAUGUUAAAUUUGUCUACUAUGCUACUUGUGCAGAAUUUGAUUUAACUAGUCAAAAGUACAUUAUGAUAUACAUUUUUAUUACUUUGUGAACUAGCUUCCAGGGUUACUGUUGGCAUAUGUAAAAUGAGGACGCAGGGUUGCAUACCCCCUUACCAUUUAUUUUAUUUUUUUAAAGAAAUAUCUUUCUCUUAGCUAUGAUUCAUAGUUUUCUUGGGGCAGGGGACAACACUUCUGUGAAAAACAUAUGUUUUUCCAUUGGCUCCGUGCCAACUUGAAAUUAUCCAUGAGAUUCGUUUUCUUCCCAUCACAUUCUCCUCUGUGCUGCUGACUCAAAAUUCAACACAUCUCAUCUUUGAUUAAGUUUUUGCCAGUAGUGUUGUGCUUUAUAAAGUCCCUGUACAAAUCAAAAGAUCAACAUGGUCUGCAUCAUCUUAAAGUUGUUUUGAGACUGCAAGUCUGUUAUCGAUAUGAAUGUGUUCAGAGUGAAAAAUUGGUCGUUGAUGGUUAUUUUACAUUUAUAAAUGGAUUCCUUUUUUCCCUUAUCGUAACAUUCUCAGAAGAAUAUAUUGACUGACAUGAACUUCACUGAACCUGGAUUGGUACAUCAUAUUCUUGGCAUGGCUUUAGUUUUGCCCUUAAUUCUGCACGCUGUGUGUGCAUUUGAUACCGCUUAACCCAUGUACACUGCUGUUAAGGGCAGUAAAGGAAUGAAAUAAAGUUUUACUGCUGCAACUCGCAAGUCACCUGUGUAAAAUAGUUUUUACAGGAAUAACCAAAAACAAAGUAAUGCCAAUACUUCACUCUGUAUGAAGACUUUUUUUUUCCUAAUUUGCUCCUCAUGGUACUUUUGUUCCCAAUCUCACUACUUCAUUCUCCACCACUCCUUAAGAAAUAUGUUCACUUUCGAAAGUUUCUGCAGUUGUAAACGAUGUUCUCUGAUUAGCCCAUGCCAAGAUUUCUUGUGCUGUCAUUUUUUGUUUGACAAGUUUGAAUGCCAGAUAUUUUUUCUGCUGGCAGAAAUCAUUAAGUUGCUAGCAUUAGUUUAAGUACUCAUUCAAAAUUGCUAACAGUUUUCAUCUCUUCAACGAAGCUUUAAAAACUAAAUCUUCACCAUAUCAUUCUUAACUAUUGUCAUGCAAUCUGCAUGCACUACAAGAAGAAACCUUGGGUCAGGAGAGAUAACUCUUCAAAUCCCAAAUGAGUAGGCUACUUCCCUUUGAGUUUACCAAACCAGUUUUUGUUCUGUUAUCCUGAACACAAAAUUGAAAGCAGAAAGGUUUUGCACUUGAAAGUCAAACAGCUAGGUGAAUAUGUAUACAAUGGAUAAGAUGAAUAUCAACUUACCUUUUCUUGACCCUGUGUUUGUCCCAUGAAACAAUUUAUGUUAAUCCCAUUUGACAGUUUGGAGUGGAUAAAAUUUGUUCAGCUGAUGUUUUCUAUACUAUUUAAUGUGCUUUUAAAAAGUUGAAUCUCAGAAUGAUUUUUUUUUCAAAUGAGGAGGCAGAGAAAUGUCCAAAAUCCAAGCGGAAAAUGAUGACAGCUUUUUCAGAGACCUUUUAAGAAAUUAUUGCGAGAAUGAUAAUUUUGAAACAAAUUUGUACUUUUAAGAGAUUCACAUUUAUAGAUACUGCUCAAUACACUGGGCCCUGUGUGCUACUGUAAUUCAAGCUUUUGUCACUCCACUUUAAUGCAUUAGCAGAAAAAAUACAAAUACUUUUGUUGAGAUAAAAAGUGUUGCUCUGAUAAUGUUUGCUGUUAUGAAAUGUUUGCAUACAUUUUUUUUUUUUGUUUGUUUGCUCAAAUGGACUUUUUAUACUUGAAGGGGUAAAAUGAAACUUUAUUUUCCUAGGAUGAUUGCAAGGUCACAAUGAGUCAGGAGCAACAUAUGAAAACUACAUAAAAAUCUGAAUAAAGUUUCAAUUAUCUGUCCAUUAGAAAGAAUUUAUCAAGUAAUUUCUAAAAGAAAUGUAGUUGGAAAUAGUUAUGGAAACUUGUGGAACUUACCCCCAGCACAGACAAUUUUUUCUAAGCAUGUUUUCAGAUCAUCAGUAGAUAAUAAUUGUACAUGCAGAGAGAAAAAGCCAACCGCAGAAAUAUCUUGUGAACAGAUCUUUUCAGGGGAAAAAGCAAAAUGAGUAGACUGGUCUGAGAUCUUUCAUUGUCUACACCAGUGUGAUGCAAAAUUGUAGGCAUGCAUCAUUUGCAAAGCAUUUUGUUAAUGUGUGUCUCAAGGGUUCAGCUUUGUAUGUAACACUUUUCUGUCAAACGUUUUUGAGCAAGGUAAUCCACACACAGACUUGGAGAUACGAAACCUGUAUUAUUUUUAAUGGACACUGGAGAAAAUGGAUUGUAUGCAUAACAUUUAUGAUAAUAGUUUAUUUCUGGCGGUAUUAUUUAAAAGAAAAGCUUACAGUGUUUCCUCAUAGGAGAAAUAUCCACUGUCUACAACUUUUACUUCUUGAAAGUCUUUACAUAAUGUGUAAGAUAGAAACUUGCAUCUUCAGUCCAGGAUAAUUGCCACUUGGGCUUACAGUGGUGUGGUGAAAAAAGAGGAUCUCCUGUAGUAAUUCUGCAAGCACACUAAAGAAAAUCUUCAAGUACAAUGUGAAAUGAAAUAAUUCAUGCAUAUUCUCUUUCCAAUUUCCUUCAAAGAUUGUGCAAUUUUUUAUUUUCAGAUUUUUUAACAGAAGCUUUUUACAUUGUAUCCUCAAACUUUUGAUGGGGAAGGCCAAAGUGUGUGUUUUCAUAUGAAGUAAAUGGUGUAGUCUGUUGUAACAGUGUGGAAUGUCGUAAAAUGGCGCACGACCAAACAUGCUUUGUCUGGUUAUUGUCUUCUACCCCCACUUCCCUACCUAUCCCAUAAGUGGUCUGUGUUGAUGGCAGUGAUAUGUGUAAUGUAUUUGAUUGACAUUUGCAUAUCCCAAGUUUUGGGUAUUCAGUGUUUGAUUACUGUGUUACUGGCAGCUGAAAUGGUGUAUUGUAGUGUUAUUAAUGUGACUUAACUCUCAAUCCAAGUCUUGAUGUCAUAUGCUGUUUGAGUCAGCUUUUCUCAAAUUGUUCAGUUUUUUAAAAAAAACUUUUUUUUUAAAUCUUGAAAAAGUUCCAUCCAGUUUUUGUCUUUGGGAAAAUAUUCAUUUUUCUUUCAAAUGUAAUUAAUAUUGCUUUUUGCCUUUGUAAUUUAAUGCGUGGCUGUGGUUUCAAAGAGUAUGUGGUCCGAGCUGUGUCGCCAUGAAAGGUUUGUACAUAUUGAUGUUGGUAUUUAUGAUGGCUUGAAUUUGGUGUACUGUUGCCAAGUAUUGAAGUGACAAAACAAAUGGAUGACGCAUUCCACAAAAAGGUUGUUUCUAUGCAUAUGACAAGAUAUAUUUUUAUCUUGACCCUUUUUUAAAAAAAAACAAACAAAAAACAAGACUUGUGUGAGAGAAGUUGAAGUCUGCUAUGUGGAUUUUCUAGCUCAUAUGAAUAGAUGUGAGGUGAGUGGCGUGCCAUUGAUGGAAAGAUGGCAAUUUUGAGACUAAAUUGAAAUAUAAUUUUCACAUCACCAAUGUGCUUGAAAAUGAGGAGGAGACGAGUUGACAAGAAAAGAGAAACUGUUGUAAUAUAUAUUUUUUUUCCAUUUCAUGUAAUACCAUUGCUACUUGUGGCUUCCUCUCACAUUCAUUGUGAUUAUCCUUCACUGUAUCAUGACUGUGUCAUCUAACCACAAUGUUGAUUAUCAUUUAGAGUACCCGAAAGAUUACAUUUGAUGGGAGCUCAUUCCAUUGUUUCAUUUGUUUUCCUUAUUGAGCAGAUAGACUAAUUUUAGAACUCCCGGAAUUGUCUCUGUCCCCACUUGCACAACUUUUGCCUGAUGAAAUACAGCACGAGGGCUGAAUUUUAUUUCCGUCCUAGUUUAUUUAUAUUUGUGUAGUGCAGAAAAUAAAGUAAAGCUAAACAAAGUGCCAAGUCAGCAGAGGGAAAAAAAUAGACGAGUGGUCAGCUGUUUUAAUAGUCUAUUUAUUUCCUAGUGACAUUGAAAAACUUGCUUCAUUUUCCUAGUUUAGCAUUCAAUAACAGUAAAGAAGAUUCUUGUGCUAGCUUAGAAAGUGGGAAGUAAAGAGGUGGCUAGAAAUUAAAUACAGGCACUCUAGCAAAAGGGUUAUGUGUCAACACUUCUUAGCUCUCCCAGUCCUAUCCCCACCUCCCACUAUCUUUCAAAGUUUUCAGUUUGGCAAAUCAGUCAACAAAUGCCUAAGCUGAUGGUACUGAUUUUGGUCAAACAUCUUUGUAGAAUGUUUUAAUUUAUCAUUGCUUUUGUCUUUUUGCUCAGUAUUUUUCAUCUUCAUGUCUAUAAUUGUCUCAAAAAAGCACGGCAUUCUAAAAUAUCGUGAAACAAUCUACAGCUUUUUAUUGCGUAUUAUCACUCCACAUACUUUGCACUUGCUGAUUGCAGCACAGUUACAUGGAUUGUGUUUGUAUAGAGGAAGACACACAGUGACUCUCUCAAGAAUUUUUUUUUUAGAAUUUGGAAAAUAGCUUUGUUGAUAACAAAAGAGAUAAUAUUUGUUUUGGAACUGAAAGGGCAUAAAAAUUAUUCACGACCAUUCAUUACUUGGGUGAGGACUGUCCAACACUAGUUGUUCAAAGUACUGGUUUUGUACAUAUGACUGUUAAUAAUAUUGGACAUGCAUCUCCAUAUUCUUGGAGUCCUACCUUUUGUUUACAGAUAAACAAUACAAGUGAAAUGCAAUUCUAACAGACAAGUUUUAGAACAGUUUGAGAUGUAAAACAGAGGUAUGAUAAAUCCACAGCGGUUAGCUGUAAAAUUAUAGUUUUAAAAAUCAAUUAUAAUUUUUAAAGUUCUGUAUGCAAUAGUGUGAAAAAAGUAUUUGUCAGUGUUUUAGACAGGCUUAACAGCUGACAUUUUUGCAGAACUGAUAUUGGCAAAAAGUUUGAUUUCAACCAUGAAGCAUGGAUACCCCUGAAGCAUAUACCGGUAACAGAGGUGUGAGAUUAUUUUAUGAACAGGGCAUUCCUGGUAAUGCCCUUUGUUGUUUGUCGCUUGCAUUUAUGUGUAAGUCUAUGGUGUUGUGAUCAGAGGAUCUGUUGUUGAUAGUGUUCAGUUUGGGGCUUUGUUCAUGGGUCUACGGCUUUUAUGUUCCUGCCGAGGUGAUGGCAACGGGUUUUCUUUGAGUCGUGUUACAGUAAAUCAUAUGUUUUUGAGUGUAACACAGUGUUUAGACUGUUCCUUUGACUUCGGUUUAUUUAGUCAGAUAUUUGCGAUUGUAUUGUGGAAAGACAAGUAGCGUUUAAUGAUAAUGUGGAAAGGGAUAAACAAAGAUAUGAUGCACACUACGCACACUUUACAUAUGUUUGCUGGGUGAUUUCAAGCAGAUUGGCGUCCUACUGAGAUCGGUACACGACCGGCAGUAUUUAUAGAAUUGGGAGUACUUUUAAUUAGUGGGGAGCUUAUUUGAACCUUUCUCUUUUGUCCAUACGAUAGGUCUCUUCACAGUAUCAAGAAAAUCUCAGCAUUGCAUCACGGGAUGCAACAGGUAUAAUGAGUGAGAUUCACUUAAAUUACAGGUUUUGAAAAGGGUGGGAAAUUGUAGCACUUCAAUCAAAUUUCAAAAACGCUUUCCCCUUAUCACUGCAGAUUACAUUGCGGUAGAAAGUACCUAGGUCUCAGAAUUUAGGUUUUGAAGAUCAGAACUCGCUUUUCUGAGUUGUUUUCCCCGUAAUUCGGCAAGGAACGUGCAAUGAAAGAAAUUACAAACAAAAAAGACUGCUGUUCAUUGUUGCCACGAACUUUUAUGUUAAUGUACAGUGCUGUAACAACAUCACGAUCAUUCCAGCCUAGGUUUAUCAUAGUACUUGUCAUCAUUGUGUUACUUUUGGAAAUGUGUGCAUGUCCAAGUGUAAUAAAUACAUCGUCACAAAGUC
Molecule: messenger RNA, 7705 nt
Organism: Pomacea canaliculata
Lineage: Eukaryota; Metazoa; Mollusca; Gastropoda; Architaenioglossa; Ampullariidae
Product: transcription factor MafK-like
Exons: 2
Coding region: 608-1090 (160 amino acids)
Biological process (GO): regulation of transcription by RNA polymerase II
Cellular component (GO): nucleus
Molecular function (GO): RNA polymerase II cis-regulatory region sequence-specific DNA binding; DNA-binding transcription factor activity, RNA polymerase II-specific
Source: RefSeq, a predicted model, not a curated record